Molecule: messenger RNA, 1398 nt
Organism: Pygocentrus nattereri (red-bellied piranha)
Lineage: Eukaryota; Metazoa; Chordata; Actinopteri; Characiformes; Serrasalmidae
Exons: 6
Coding region: 476-1162 (228 amino acids)
Source: RefSeq, a predicted model, not a curated record
AAGGCUCAAAUUUCCAACAGCCAUUGUCUGUAAACAGUAAUUUCUAGACUGCUUGGUUAAUAACCGGGAAAUUUAACAUAAAAUAAACAUGAAUUAGGGUGUAAUUAUUUCACAUUACUCUCUAUAUUGCGGCCUGCCACACUAAAAGCACGCUUAAUGGUUAUGCGUCUGUGCAGGAACAUACUAUAUUCCAGCUGAAGUUAAAGCUCUAGCUCAGUUAGACUGUAGGCGUCUUACUCUGGUGCCAUUCACUGUGUUGAGGCGUAUUGUUCUCACCAAACAGGCUCUCUGAAAGAAUGGCACAGCCAUGGCAACCAACAUCAACUCAGAGUCGCAGUCUUUUUCCAUCAGGCCACUGUGACUCAGACAUAUGAGAAAAACAGAGUUGCUACAGUGGUUGUCAAUCGUAUCUACUAGAAAAAUGCGUAUCGUGCAGAAUUUCUGAGGGUUGUAAGGAAUAAAACUGAAGUCAGCGAUGGCCACACAAAAACAACCACUCACAAAACAGCUGAGACCAACCUCUCGCAUUGGCCCGGAUCUCCGAGCUGUUUUACUACGUCUCAAGAACGGUCACAGCACUAAACACUCACAAGCCUUCCCACAGCGAGGGGAACUUCCUACUGUUGCAGGUUUAUUGCUUUAUCCAGAUAAGAAAGAGAAAAUGGUAACAACUUCAGCGAUAGCUUUUGGCCCUAAAACUUGCGCCAGGGUUGAGCCAAAGAAGGUGCUACAGUGCAAUCUGAUUCUGGAAGGGGACAGAAGCUUCAUAACAACACAUAGAGAGGCUUUUCCAUCUCAGCCUGUAGAUGGUGCUCUACUGACGAUGAAGAGAACAGCCUCGGUAAAAGAGAAGACUCUCAAAGCACAAACGCCACACUUUCAAACAAACUACCAGAAGAAUUUUAGCCCACCGCAGGGCAUUUUCAUGAGAAGACUUCAAGUCCUUCCCUGCCCUGAUAACCUCGCCGUCAACCCAGCACUAAGGGCUGAGUUCAGGACAGUCCAAAUGGAGACCUAUCCAGGCUGGAACAUCCCUCUACAUUCCCGAUUCUUUCCUACUCAAUUUAAAGAGCAUGCAUCACUUAAAGAGGGGGAAGUGCUCAGGCCAAGUGCUGCCACCACCAAGAAGGCUUCCAGCUUCAUCUCUCCAGUCAGCGUUUGAGGCUCCUCUGAAAGUGCCCAUGCAGAAGCACUGAAGAACUCUGGCCCCACAGAAGGAAGAGAAAACGUCACAUGUCUGCAGUGAAUGACAUUUCACCCUGCUGAUUUGCAAAAAAUGUUAUCAGACAUACAGUCAUUCAGACAAUAAUUCAUUCAUUAGACCCAUGUGAAUGUGCAGGAUGUGACUUCAUAGUCACUCGCUCUCUAAAAAAAAGACAUUUGACAUGAUACUUUAAG